ACGUCCUUGGUGACGCAAAGGCGGGAGCGCGCUGUGCGUUCGCCGGUGUUUGUCUAGAAACAAACCAUAUAUAGGCAGCCUCGUUCUUUUGCAAUUUCUCCUGGACUUGGCGUAACGAGAUCAGCACCUCUGUGACAGCCAUGUCGUCAACAUCCCAGAAACACAAAGAUUUCGUGGCCGAGCCCAUGGGGGAGAAACCGGUCAUGGCUCUGGCAGGGAUCGGCGAAGUCCUCGGCAAAAGACUGGAGGAAAGGGGUUUUGAUAAGGCGUACGUGGUCCUCGGGCAGUUUCUAGUUCUGAAGAAAGACGAGGAGCUUUUCCGAGACUGGCUCAAAGACACGUGUGGCGCGAACUCCAAACAGCAAGGUGACUGCUACGGCUGUCUUAAAGAAUGGUGCGACGCCUUCCUAUAAACCUCCCCUGAUUCCAAUCCUACGUUUUCUACUUUUGAAGUCCAAAAUGUACAUUACCUCUGUUCAGCUGCAUCACACAAUAAGACACUGUAUACACUAAUUUGUGAAAGUGACGAUCUUAAACUCAAUUAUAGUAAUUGUUUGUUCACUGUCAAUAACCCUCUUUUAUGAAAGACCCAUUUUAAAACCUAAUUGUUGAAAUGUUAACGACUUCACCCGCAGGUUACAGUUAAGUCACCACUGAGCAUGUUAGCAUGUCUGUGWCACUGGGGCUAAAGUCUAAUGUAGCUAACGUAGUUCAAAUACAAACGUGUUGAUGAACUGAAACUGGACUGUUUCCAGAGAAGUUGCUCAAGUUAAAAAUUGAUAUACUCCUGUUCAAAGCUUAAAUCUGCUUUUAUUUUUUUCCAGUUUAUUAAAAGUACACAUUUUAAACUCA
This is a messenger RNA of Austrofundulus limnaeus, 852 nucleotides long. It is a transcript of the gene banf1, whose product is annotated as barrier to autointegration nuclear assembly factor 1. The coding region runs from base 141 to 413 and encodes 90 amino acids. The record is from RefSeq and is a predicted model, not a curated record. Gene Ontology annotation, cellular component: nucleus; condensed chromosome. The transcript has 3 exons. Gene Ontology annotation, biological process: chromosome organization. NCBI's taxonomy places the organism in Eukaryota, Metazoa, Chordata, Actinopteri, Cyprinodontiformes, Rivulidae. Gene Ontology annotation, molecular function: DNA binding.